UCACGUGGGAUGGGACUAUUCCAGCAGUUCAGUGCGGCUUGGACCGCGUUGUGUGCAGACGUGUGUAGUGUGAGCGCCGCAGCUCUGAUAGGCCUCAUGUGGGACCGCCGGGUAUAGGGGACAAUAGGGAAGAAUUAUGAGAGAAACGUCCAUGGCCAUUCUAGUUAGUAAUGAGAGGGCUCCAGGCCUGGGGAAAGGUGGCAGUGCUCACGGUGGUGCCCUCUGUAUGUGAACAAGACUAAGGAAAAACGCAUUAUGGGCAAAUAACUGUGAAACAUACUUGUUAUCCAUAAAAAAAUAUGUUUUGAAACGUAAUAUGAAAAUAUAGUAACCAAUAAUAUAGCAGCAAAAAAUAAUAUCGUGGGAGUCCUACCAAAAAGCCAAAACUUUAUACAGAAGUGUAUGAGAUACCCUCUGACCUCAGUAGAGAGCAAUGAGUUGUAUCAAACAAGAAGAUUUCAUUGAACUUCGCUUUGGAACCUUCCGGGACAAAUGUUAGACAAAAAAUGAAUGCCUGUAACUGAAGUACAAGGAAUCGCCUCAUAGCUCGUCAAUUUACUUUUCCGACCACCUCUGGUAUGUCUACGACCGCAGGAAGGGGUCUAGAGAUCCGAAACAAGCCAAAGAGGGAACGUUAAGCAUUUUGUGUAACGCCCACUGACUGUAAUGAUAGUUGCACAAAUGGUGAAGCCCCUCAAGACCUAGUAAAGGAUAUGAAAAAAGGGAUGAAAGCACAGAGGAAUUAAAUCUUGGACCAGACCCUGAGGAGGAGAGUAUAUGUCGGAUGGUUCUGCUGCUGCACUUGAGCAUUCCCUUAAAUGAAAAUGUUUCCUGCUCAUUUUACUUUCAGAUUUGACUUCCUACUAAGGAGGGUCCAGCGGUUGAAAUGGCAAGAAGCGGAGCAAAAGAAUUUCUGGAUCCAUCCUAUCACAUCAAUCCGACCGACCCAUGGAGUGUAUGCCACACUCUUUGAAGAACUGCACCAUCAUCCAGAGAAAUUCUUCAGUUUUCUCCUCCUUUCUUUGGCCAGUUUCAGUGAGCUCCUCCAGCAUUUGUCAGGAUAUGUCGCUGAAGAUUUUCGCCAGAGGAGCGCCUUAUAGUCACCCUACGGUUUUUGGCUCCUGGAGAAAGCUUCGCUUCCCUACAAUUCCAGUUCCACUUGGGGAAGUCCACCAUUUCGUAGAUAGUGCGGGACACCUGCAAAGCUUUAUGGGACUGCCUCCAGGAGCUUUAUGGGACUGCCUCCCGCAGCCUUCACCUCAAGACCGGAUCCAUAUUGCAGACAGCUUCUGGGAACCUGCUCAGUUUCCAAACUGCGUUGGAGCCGUGGACGGAAAGCACAUCCAAAAGCCAUCUAACAUUGGCUCAGAAUAUUACAACCAUGAAAAAUUAUUUUCAAUCAUCCUGAUUGAUAGCGGACGUCAACUAAAAGUUUGUUGCAGUGGACAUUGGCUCCUUUGGCCGCACAAACGACUCCAGGGUCUUCAAGAACUCUGCAAUGGGGAGAUCGCUGAAGCAAGGCCCUUUCUUGGAACAGACAGACCUGUGAUGCCCUUUGUUGUUGGGGUGAUGAGGCUUUCCAGAUGUGUGGCAACUUGCUGAAGCCAUAUGCAAACUGUGGCCUGAACUUUCGGCAGAGGAUUUUCAACUAUAGACUGACACGCGCAAGACGUUUUUGUUGUUGCCUUUGACAUUGGUUUUGUGAUGUGUCUUUCAAUCUCUUCAUAAUUUCAGUUAACCAAGGAGCCCCUCCUCAUAGAGUAUCACGACCUGGAGUCAUCGCUGCCUGGACUGCAAGACACUCCACGGAGAACAACUGCAGCAGUCAUGCAGAUGAGAGACUAGUUUGCAGAAUUUUUCGCAAUGAGUUCAUUCAUGGCAUUUGUGCAAAUUUUUCGGAACCAAAAUUGUUUCUCAAUCAAUAGCUGCUCCAUCAGAGCGACCAAUGAAUCAAGAAACAGACGACUGGGUGAAGGGGGACCUGUUAAUGACACUGCCCCCUCCUGCCGUGCAACAAGUCGGGUGACUUCAUCCUUCAACCCUGUCAUCUGUUGGUCUCAUCUUAUCAGAGCGUCUUGCAACACCUUGAUAAGAUCUUCAUGGGCGCUCUGACGUCUCCUACUAGAUCUUCCCUGUUGGACCACUGACCCACAGGUCCAGCAGAGGGAGAUGGUAGUAGGGGAGCAUUGUCCGAUUGAGAACCAAUUUCUCCCCGGUCUCAGUGGCCAACUCACCUGAUGUCUGCGGUGGUAUGUUUUGACGCCGUUCUGGAAAAAAACAAAAAAAACAAAAA
This is a messenger RNA of Hyla sarda, 2293 nucleotides long. RefSeq lists its product as uncharacterized. Bases 949 to 1602 code for a protein of 217 amino acids. NCBI's taxonomy places the organism in Eukaryota, Metazoa, Chordata, Amphibia, Anura, Hylidae. The record is from RefSeq and is a predicted model, not a curated record. The transcript is spliced from 3 exons.